Molecule: messenger RNA, 921 nt
Organism: Leptosia nina
Lineage: Eukaryota; Metazoa; Arthropoda; Insecta; Lepidoptera; Pieridae
Source: the annotation of a GenBank genome assembly
AUGAAUAAAUUAAUCGGCAUUUCGAGGAAAUUUUCGACGUCCACCUCGCUAAAUGCAAUAAAAACCGUCACCAUAGUCGGUGGCGGUUUAAUGGGAAGUGGGAUAGCCCAGAUUGCAGCCCAGGCCGGACAAACUGUAACAAUAAUUGAUCUAAACACUGAAGUUCUAGAAAAGUGUCAGAAAUCAAUUGAAAACAAUUUAAAAAGGGUAGCAAAGAAGAUUCACAAAGAUGAUGCAGCUAAGAUGGAAAACUUUUGUAAGGAGUCACUUGCAAGGAUCAAUGUAUCAACAAAACUGGAAGAUGGCACUAACGCCGACUUAAUUAUUGAAGCUAUUGUAGAGGAUUUGAAAGUCAAACAACAACUUUUUAAUAAAUUGGAUGAGCUCGCACCACAACACACUAUUCUGGCAACGAAUACCUCGUCAAUAUCGGUGAAUGCCAUCGCUGCAGGAAUUAAACGAAAAGAUAGGUAUGGAGGUCUUCAUUUUUUCAAUCCAGUACCAGUGAUGCGUCUGCUAGAAGUAAUAAAAAGUGAUCAAAUCUCGGAUGACACAUAUCAGACUAUGAUGGAAUGGGGAAAGUCUGUCGGAAAAACUUGUAUUACUUGUCAUGAUACACCAGGGUUUGUUGUGAAUAGGUUGCUGGGACCCUACAGCGCAGAAGCUGUGCGACUUUAUGAAAGAGGUGAUGCUUCAAAAGAGGAUAUUGACAUAGCUAUGAAACUCGGUGCUGGAUAUCCAAUGGGCCCAUUAGAACUUAUUGAUUACACAGGCAUAGACACAAAUAAGUAUGUCUUACAAGUCUUAUAUGAAGCCACCAAAGAUCCAGUGUUCAGGCCCAGCCCCUUACUUGACAAAAUGGUAGCCGAGGGCAAGCUUGGAGUCAAAACUGGUGAAGGUUUAUAUAAAUACAAGAAGUAA